Molecule: messenger RNA, 1215 nt
Organism: Uncinocarpus reesii 1704
Lineage: Eukaryota; Fungi; Ascomycota; Eurotiomycetes; Onygenales; Onygenaceae
Exons: 3
Coding region: 1-1215 (404 amino acids)
Biological process (GO): macroautophagy
Cellular component (GO): fungal-type vacuole membrane
Source: RefSeq, a predicted model, not a curated record
AUGAAGGCGAAGCACGCUGCAUUGGUGGCCUUUUUGGCCGUCGGGUCCUACGCUCUGAAUCUCUCAGAGACCAUAUCUGAUAUUCCCCAGCUCUCGAAUAUGUCAGUCUACAUAUCCCAGAACUCAUCCCUUCAAUCUAUGUUUGAUACUCCGGACAACAUCACUAUCCUUGCGCCUGAUAAUGCUGCGUUUGGGAAUCUAGUUCGCGUGGAACCCAACGGAUCCGUUCCUUUGGGAAAUAUGUCUUUGAUCAGUGGAAUUUUGCAAUAUCACAUUUUCAAGGGGGCAUAUAAAGCGAACGACUUCACGAGCAAGAGCAAAUUUAUAUCUAGCUUUCUAAAUGAUACCACUUUUACCAAUGUCACCACUGGACAAGUUGUACGAGCCGUCCAAGAAAACAAUACGGUUCAUUGCAUCAGUGGCCUCAACGAUGACGCGCAAUUCGUUAACCAGAGCCGGACUUUUGACCAUGGAAUACUUCACAUCAUCAACCAAGUUUUGACGCUCCCGCAAACAGUGACAUAUACUGCACUUUUAGCCAAUUUGGGCAGCUUCGUGGGUGCAAUAAACAAAGGCAAUAACAUCGACACCGUUAAUCUACCGAAGGAUGCCACGGUCUUUAUCCCGAACAACGAGGGUUUUAGGCGAGUAGGCUCGAUCUUCUCCAACAUGUCGUCCGAUGAUAUAGCCCGUAUUAUGAGCUAUCAUGUCGUAAAAGACAAGAUAGUUUAUUCUGUGGAUAUGACAAACCAGUCAUUAUCCACGGAGGCAGGCGAAGACCUCCAUCUGUCGGUUAUCAAUGGCUCCGCGUUCGUGAAUUCCGCUAAAAUCGUCUCAACGGAUCUACUAGUGAACAAUGGGGUUGCCCACGUUAUAUCAGAUGUUUUGAAUCCCGAUAACACAACGGCGAAACCUGAACCAAAGGCUAAUGAACAGCCAGUUGCGUUCGGUGGCGCCUCGUCGGUGACCACUGAUCCCUUGACUAGCGGUAUCUCGAGUCCAACUUCGACUAUAUCUUUGGAACCGGCAACUCCUAUUGGCGCCAUUACAACAACUACAUCGCCAACGACAACAAGUUCAAGUACAACUAGUUCGAGCACGACCAGCACCACAAGCCCAACGACGUCACCCACGAGGGGCGCUGCGCCGAUAGAGACAGCUAACGUGGGUGUCGCAGCCAUACUAGGAAUUGGUGCAGCAAUUAUUAAUGUUUAA